This is a messenger RNA of Aplosporella prunicola CBS 121167, 318 nucleotides long. RefSeq lists its product as uncharacterized. The record is from RefSeq and is a predicted model, not a curated record. The coding region runs from base 1 to 318 and encodes 105 amino acids. Lineage: Eukaryota; Fungi; Ascomycota; Dothideomycetes; Botryosphaeriales; Aplosporellaceae. The transcript has 2 exons.
AUGUUCUCCUCGCGCGCCGUCAGCUCCGUCAUGCGCGCGCGCCCCGCCGCCGCGCCAAGCACCUCUCGCCUCGUCGCCGGCGCGCGCGCUCGCGCUCUCCACGCUUCGCCGCGGACGAUGCGCCCGCUGCCCAAGGAGGAGCAGAGCGGGCACACUGUUUCGCAGCGCCUGCGCAGCGGGCUCAAGGCCAUUCCGGUGGAGAUUUACCCGUUGGUCGUGGUUAUUAGCUGCGGGCUCGUCUUCGGCGUCUACUCGUUCAUCAGGCCUGCCCUCCAGGACAAGACGCUGCGUCUGCACCGCCAGCGCGGCCACGACUAG